AUACCGUAGAUUCUUGGCUGACUAUAGUUGGUCAAUAGUCGAUAGAUCAAAUUGUUGACGUAUUUUUAUGAUAGUUUGUGACUACGUUACGAUCAGAGUUGAAGCAAAUACUGUAUCUACAUGGUUACGAUGGGCGAACCCCUCACUUUAGCAAAUGAUGUUAAAAGAUCUAUUGAAUUACUAGACAAAUUACAAAAAGGCGGUGAGGUACCUGCAACAAAAUUAGCUGCCUUACAAAAAGUUUUGCAAAGUGAUUUUCUUAGUGCUGUUCGUGAAGUAUACGAACAUGUAUAUGAAACAGUGGACAUUCAGGGAUCUCAAGAUGUUCGUGCAUCAGCUACAGCAAAAGCAACAGUUGCUGCUUUUGCAGCAAGCGAGGGUCAUGCACAUCCAAGAGUGGUGGAAUUACCAAAAACCGAGGAAGGUCUUGGUUUUAAUGUGAUGGGCGGCAAAGAGCAAAAUUCGCCAAUUUAUAUUUCACGAAUUAUUCCUGGUGGUGUUGCUGAUCGUCAUGGUGGCUUAAAACGCGGCGAUCAGCUUCUCUCAGUGAAUGGAGUGUGUGUGGAAGGAGAAAACCACGAAAAAGCAGUAGAACUGUUAAAACAAGCACAGAAUUCUGUGAAACUAGUCGUGCGAUAUACUCCACGUGUUCUGGAGGAAAUGGAAUUACGAUUUGACAAACAAAGGGCUGCACGUAGGCGCCAGCAUAUGCAAUAAAAACAAAAGUUGUUAUAUUUCAUUACUUUUUUUCAAUGACCAUAUACAUAUUGAUAUCAUUUAAAUGUUUACUUCAUUAUUCGUAUGUACACUAUGAAGUUAUUCAAGCAAUAACUUUCACGACAUUUAUGAGACUUAAUUUUAAUAAUACUUUACAAUUAUUGCAACUAUCGCUGCUUCAUAUGUUUUAAAAAGAUAUUGUGUAUGAAUGUUAUAUAGUUUUAAGAAAUAAACUUGAAAAAUAAAGUGAAA
Molecule: messenger RNA, 969 nt
Organism: Bombus pyrosoma
Lineage: Eukaryota; Metazoa; Arthropoda; Insecta; Hymenoptera; Apidae
Gene: veli
Product: protein lin-7 homolog C
Exons: 6
Coding region: 121-717 (198 amino acids)
Biological process (GO): neurotransmitter secretion; protein localization to basolateral plasma membrane; maintenance of epithelial cell apical/basal polarity
Cellular component (GO): synapse; cell-cell junction; basolateral plasma membrane
Molecular function (GO): protein binding
Source: RefSeq, a predicted model, not a curated record